Molecule: messenger RNA, 1360 nt
Organism: Prorocentrum cordatum
Lineage: Eukaryota; Dinophyceae; Prorocentrales; Prorocentraceae
Source: the annotation of a GenBank genome assembly
GGAGGGGCCUCUGAAGGUGUUUUUUUUGUAUGUCUAGCGAUGCGGACUGUAUACAGUUGCACGGCGGUGUGGCUCAAUCCUGCAGCGUAGCUCUCCGCGGCAGGGAAUCCCACCUGAUCUGAAGGCAACGGCUGCAAGGUCCAGCUCCUAAAUACGCAACCAUGCUGCGAAAAAGCGGGCUGACCUAGAGGGCCUCGUGCCUCUCACCUGGCGUGCCUACCCGAGUGCGUAGGCACUGGGAACAACUCGAACUAGGCCUUUCGAGGAGGGGCAGCCAACACCCCAUCGAGGGAGCGAGGAUUCCUAGAAAGGAGGUGAGGAGCCCUCAUCAAGAAGGCAAUCGGCUAAGAAACCCAAGCAAGAUUUGAAGAAACGUCGUAACUGGCCAAGCUCCGAGCCAACUAUGGGCAUGAUGCUCGCAGCAAGCUUGAGCUAGUGAGCCAGCCGCUUGUGCGGGGAGGGAGGAAGCCCAGCCAGCUAGUGAUCAAGCUUUCAAAGAACAUGUCCUAAGAUCAAGGUCGAGACAACUGGAUCUUCAACUGCCGAGUGAGUGUCCUCUCCGUCAGCCAACGGACCUGUAUUCAAGCGCCAUGGCCCAGACUGAAAAAGAUGAUGCACUCACCGCGGAAGGUGGACGGGCGGCGCGGAACUUACAUGGCACAACGAGACCAGCACGAGGUCUGCGAUACAGUGAAGCUCGAAGCCAACAACUCGUCACCAGCUGCAAGCUUCAAACACGUUGCAAAGAGCAACGAGCUAAUAGCCGGCCUCUCGGCCAGCGGCGGAAAAUUAGAACAGCCUGCGUGGUACCCGACGUGUGGCUGUAGCACGUGGCUUUGGCGCAGGCGAGUGGCCGCGGGAGGUGCUCGCCGCGGCUGCGCGGCCUCGGGCCGCCAGGAACGUGUCCGAAGGACUGGUGCGGUUCCUGGCGUCUCGGCUCCAGGCAUCGCGCUACUGGACGAGCGCGUUCCACUACUCGCAAAAGAACUGCUCGCAAAUGGUCUGGAUCCCCCGCGGGGGAUCUACGAGAAAUUACGUCAAAGCAGACAGGUGCUUCUUGGACGUUUGCGAGUAGGCACUUUGCGAGUAGUGGAACGCGCUCGGCGAGCUACCACGACCGGCGAAGGAGAAGGAACGAGGGGGCUUCUCCUGACCACGGCUGGCCUCGGCCACGGAAGCACGCGUUUACACACGUGUGUGAUCCAGAAGCUCUCAUAAAGGGGGACGUCGCACACAAUGCUGGGGCACUGCUCUGAACACAGCGCGCAUCGUUCAAAGCAGUUGCAUGGCACUGCUUUGAACGAUGCGGAAUGCUGACCAGAAGGCGGCAGGGCAACAGCAGGAUCGCCUUCGGCGUGCC